Messenger RNA from Aegilops tauschii subsp. strangulata, 1426 nucleotides. RefSeq lists its product as uncharacterized. Gene Ontology annotation, molecular function: nucleic acid binding. The record is from RefSeq and is a predicted model, not a curated record. Lineage: Eukaryota; Viridiplantae; Streptophyta; Magnoliopsida; Poales; Poaceae.
ACCCGCUCCUCGCUUCUCCUCUCCCUCGGGGCUCCGCUUCGCCUUCUCCGCAGCGCAGCCACUUCGGGAUCGGGAAGCGGGAGGGGAAGGGAGAGGCAGGCGAGUCGCCGUACCCGGCCGCAGCUCCCCUCUCUCCGCCCCCGCCUACCCCUGCCACCCACCCCUACCCCCGCCGCGCACGAUGAGCUCCGCCCCCGCCCCGCCGCCGCCGCCGCCGCCGUCCUCGCCCCCCGCCGACGAGGGGCGGCCGAGGGAGGCGACGGAGGUGGACGACCGGGUGGCCUCCCACGUCGACCCGUUCCUCGUGGAGGCGCUCGACAACCCCCGCCACCGCCUCAUGAUUUUGCGGAUGGAAUUGGAUAUACAGAAAUUUAUGCAGAAUCAUCACCUGCAUGAAUUUGAAUUCCAGCAUUUUCCAACUUCUUACCUCCGCUGUGCUGCUCAUCGUGUUGCACAACAUUAUGGUUUAGAGACUACAGUAGCAGAUAGCUUAGUUGAUGGUUCUAAUAGCAGGAUAGUUGCGAGAAAAACACCUGAAAGCAAAUAUCCAGCUAUUGCUUUAUCAGAAGUUCCCGUUAAACAAGCAAGAAAUGAUAUUGAGGCAGCAGAAAAGCUUAAGUUUGUCAUUUGUCAAAGGCCUAAAGCUUCCCAAAAUGGUGCAUAUGGUGCUGGAACCAACAAUGGUGCGGCUAAAACUGUUGAAGAGAGGAUAGAUGAUUACAAUAAGGCACGGGCACGCAUUUUCAAUGGUUCCAUUCCUGCAGAUGUUGUAGGCCCAAGUGAUUUAGGAGGUUUGUCGAUUGCCAGAAACGAACCGGUGAAUGUUGAGCCUUCUGUUGAUGAGAACAAGGGUUGCACAUUCAAUAGCCGUUCCAGGGUUGCUGUUUUUAAGGACACUGAAAAAGAUCGUAGUGAUCCUGACUACGAUCGUAAUUACAAAAGGUAUGUUAGGCCCCCCGUGCCUGACUAUGGUGUGAGCCCAGGCGCCUUCAAUUUUGCCGUGCCUCAGUUUGUGCAGUAUGGUGUUGGUUAUAUGCAGUCUCCUAGCAUGCCGAGAAACCAACCUUCUGUGUACUUUGGUCAACCUGAUUUAUCGAUGGGAUCUUCUGGAACUGCUGUUUACCCACAGUGGCCUACCCCAGCAAUGAUGUACCCCCAUUGCUAUGACAAUCUUGGCCAUGUGAUUUCUCAGGUUCCGGUGUACCAGUCCUUCAACCAUGGUUAGGAGAUGCUAUACUUCAUGGGAUGUUGGAACAAAAUUAUUUAAAACCUGCUAUGUCGUGUUGUCUUGUUAAGUGCGUCUAUUUUGGAGUCAGUUUUUCCCAUCAUCGAACUUCUGGAUAGUGUCAGCUAGGUGUAUAAGAAUUCUUAUUAUUGUUAUUGUGCACUAAUCUACAAGCAGGGGCGCUUGUCUUUUGCUCGUUUA